Myripristis murdjan (pinecone soldierfish) is the source of this 5139-nucleotide messenger RNA. Its product is annotated as un-named hu7910. The transcript is spliced from 26 exons. The coding region runs from base 145 to 2352 and encodes 735 amino acids. The record is from RefSeq and is a predicted model, not a curated record. NCBI's taxonomy places the organism in Eukaryota, Metazoa, Chordata, Actinopteri, Holocentriformes, Holocentridae. Gene Ontology annotation, molecular function: protein binding; peptidyl-aspartic acid 3-dioxygenase activity. Gene Ontology annotation, cellular component: membrane; endoplasmic reticulum. Gene Ontology annotation, biological process: peptidyl-aspartic acid hydroxylation.
UUUGCUCGAGUCGCUGUGAGCUUCCUGGCUGACAUCAAUGGAGUGAACAGGAUAUUCAGGAUAUUUCCGCCACAGUUUGACAGACAACCGUAGCUAGUUCGUUGCUGCGUGACUGCAAGAAAGCAUCAGUGGAUUUACGAACCAAUGGCCCAGAGAAAGAACCCCAAACCCCAUGGUAAAAAAGAGGUGAAAGCACCCGUGGAGAGCAAGAAUGGGAAGAGGACGGAGGGAGGAGGCGGAGGAGGAGGUGGAGGAGGAGGAGGAGGAGGAGGAGGAGGUCCUAAACACUCCAUGUUCACCUGGUUUGUGGUCCUGGCUCUGCUGGGAGUCUGGAGCUCCGUGGCCGUGGUCUACUUCGACAUCGUGGACUACGACGGCGUCAUCGCGAGAGCUAAGGAGUUUCAUAUGAACUUUUCUGAGGUUUUGCAAGGGAAGCUGACGGCGUACGACGCCGACGGGGACGGAGACUUCGACGUGGAAGACGCCAAAGUUCUGCUCGGGCUGAAAGAGGCGGGCAGACAAGAUGCGGGACAGUCAUCUGAGGACAGAGCAGGGAGCAGUGAGCCAGAGUCUGACGCAACCAAUGAGCAGGCUGCAGAGCCGGAGGGGGCGGGGCCUGCAGAGGACACACCCCCAGACACCCCCACUGAGGAGGCUGCGCCAGAGAGCACGGCCGCGCCCGACAGCCACGACGAAGUCUCUGGAUCUCAGGAUGUGGAGUCUGACAUCCAAGCUGCCGUCCCCCUGCCUGCGUUGGUGGAAGAAGACUUUGUGCCAGAUGACCCUCGUGGCGACAGCGGCGGUCCGGACGACGAGGCAGCCGACGCCAUCGACACCACAGGAGUGCUGGUGGAGGAGCCCGCAGCGGAGCAGACAGUCGCUGAGUCUGGACAGUACAUGACGAGCUCCAAACUCACCCAGGAGGCAGACGCAGAGGCUCAGCCUGAAGCUCCAGCAGAGACAGAAACACACACCGACUCAGCCGGAGACACAGAGAGGGAGGCCCAGGGGGCAGCAGAGAGCCGAGCCGAGGACAAGCUGCAGGAGAAAGCCAAGAAGAAGAAACCUAAACUGCUGAAUAAAUUUGACAAAACCAUCAAGGCGGAGAUCGACGCCGCAGAGAAGCUGCGUAAGAAGGGGAAGGUGGAGGAGGCGCUGAGGGCGUUUGAGUCUCUGGUGCAGCAGUUUCCUCAGAGCCCGCGCGCUCGCUACGGGAAAGCCCAGGCGGAGGACGACGUGGCGGAGAAGCUGCGCAGUAACGACAUGCUGCAGCGAGCCAUCAGCAGCUACAAAGAAGCCGCCGAGCUUCCGGACGCCACGGCCGACCUGCUGAGGGCCGCGCUCAAGAGACGAGCCGAGAGGCAGCAGUUCCUCGGGCGGAUGCGUGGCUCUCUGGCGACGCUGCAGAAGUUGGUUCAGUCUUUUCCUGAAGACAUCGGCCUGAAGAACGACCUGGGCGUCGCCCACCUGUUGCUAGGAGACAACAACGGCGCCAAGAAGGUCUACGAAGAGGUUCUGGCUGUUUCCCCCGGCAACGGCUUCGCUAAAGUUCACUACGGCUUCAUCCUCAAGUCAGAGAACAAGAUAGCAGAGAGCAUACCCUACCUGAGGGAGGGUUUGGAGUCGGGCGAACCCGGGACGGAUGACGGGCGCUUUUAUUUCCACCUGGGUGACGCCCUGCAGAGGGUGGGAGACGACAGCGCGUACCAUUGGUAUGAGUUGGGUCACAAGCGCGGUCACUUUGCCUCUGUGUGGCAGAGAUCUCUGUACAACGUGGACGGACUGAAGGCUCAGCCCUGGUGGACGGCCAAGGACACCGGAUACGUGGAUCUGGUCAAGACCCUGGAGCGUAACUGGAAGGCCAUCCGGGACGAGGCGCUGGCUGUGAUGGACCGAAACACCGGGAUGUUUGUUCCGGAGGAGGAAAACCUGCGAGAGAGGGGCGAGUGGGGGCAAUACACACUGUGGCAACAAGGGAGGAAGGUUGGAGAUUCCUGUCGCAGUGUCCCAAAGACAUGCUCACUGCUGGAGAGGUAUCCUGAAGCCACCGGCUGCAAGAGAGGCCAGAUUAAGUUCUCGGUGAUGCACCCGGGGACCCACGUGUGGCCCCACACCGGCCCCACCAACUGCCGCCUCAGGCUGCACCUCGGCCUCGUCGUGCCCAAACACGGCUGCAGGAUCCGCUGCACCGACCAGACCAGGGAGUGGGAGGAGGGGAAGGUGUUGAUCUUUGACGACUCCUUUGAGCACGAGGUCUGGCAGGAGGCCGACAGCUACCGGCUCAUCUUCAUCGUGGACGUGUGGCACCCGGAGCUGACGGCCUACCAGCGCCAGACGCUGUCGCCCAUCUAGAGCCACACACACACACACACACACACCCGGCUGGCUGUCCACCAGCCUGAGGGGGACAGACUGCCAAUAACUUGCUGAUCAAUCAGCUGAUCAAUGGACUGAUCGACCUGAUCGGCUGUUCAGGAAGAAUCACCGACCGACCCACUUACCGACUGUUUUUUUGUUUCUGUGGAUCAGCGCACAUCACACUGAGGGACGGAGACAUAACAUGGAGUGUGUGUGUGUGCAUGUGUGUGUGUGUGUGUGUGUGUGUGCAUGCAUGUAUGUGUGUGUGUGUGUGUGUUUUCUGGGUAAUACUACUGAGUGUCAGCAGAGAAACUUUCUCCAGAGAAACACACCAAAGACACUCGCUUGUUUCACACACACACACACACACACACACACACACACACACACGAGCUUCAGAUCAUGUUGGAAACUCGCCUUUUAGCACAACGUCGCUCACGUGUGAAAAUCUUUAGUCUCCAAAGUGUCGAAGAACAAGCUUUGUUUUUGCAGCUCAACCACCAAGCAGCUUCCAGUCUCACCAGUGGGGUUAGAUUUUUAAAAUAUAAUCCCACUGGAUUAUAAGGAUACAGAUGAUAAGAUGCUUUUCUGUUUGUCCCAAAUUCUUUUCAAGUGUUUCUCCUCCAUCCUGCAAGACGGGAGCUGCAGUCUUUUCACCACAACCUGAAGAUGAGCAAACACCUUGUGGUGAUUUGGUAAUAAUCACGAGCGUUCCCUGAUCAAUAUUUAAAUCCAGACCCGUCCUCUGGGGUAGUGUGUGUGUUGUCUCGUCUCCUGGAUGACUCUAACACAGUGUUAGUGUCCAAACAGCUCCCAAAGUAACACCAACACACGGGAUUAGGACAGUAGAAACAACAACAACACCGGUUCCCUUUUUUUUUUUUGUGUGUGUGUAGUUACGAUUAUUUAAAUUAUUAUCGGGUCAUGUCUUGGUGUAAGGUUACGAUGCAGACGUUUCCUGCCAGAUCUACUUUCCAGCUCACACAGGAAAAUGACAAGAAAAGAGACGUUUAAUUUCUUCCAAAAAAAAAAAAAAAAAAAAUGGGUACCUGGACUUCACUUCAUAUUGUGAUGAACGUCUUUGUCACCUUGAGUCUGUCAGCGUCCCGAUGGCGGCUGAAUGUAACAGUGAGCCUUGAUUAUGGUUAUAGAUGAUGUGAAAACACAGCAUGAGUUUGUGCUGUUGGGAAGAGUUCACUUUGAAAACGCAGAAGAUCAAAGUCGGGUUUUGAGAUCUCUCACUUCCAUCGGUUGAUGAUUUAAAGACGAGACAUUCGAUUUUUUUUUUUUAUAUACAUACUUACGUACGUUGAAAACAAAAUGAUGCUCCUUGAGGUUUACAUCGUAUUUUUCUAUGCUUACGAUCGUUCAUAUUGCAGAUGUGCCUUCUUAAAAAAUACUUUUAUGGAGCACACUGAUGAUUGACUAUUCCACAUCCUUUCCUUUCAAAAAUGCCGACCAAGACGACACUGAAUUGGUAACCGACGGAACAGAUUUUCUACAGAAAUGCGUUCGUCUGCCCUCCCACACAGUUUAACACUAGAUUUUGAGUUUGUGUGUGUCUUUGUGUGUUACCUGUCUGCCUCACAUCGCUGCUAAUCACGUCGCUCUUCACCUCUCAGAGCUUCUCGGUCUGCUCACUCUCAUCUGAUUCAUUAACUCAGUGAAGCUGAAGGGAGCACGGCAGCCUCAAGGAAGAGUGACUCAAUGUUUUUUUUUUUUUCAGCGGAGGUUUCCAGAAAGCGCUCGUUACGUAUUUCUCAUUAUAACCAAGAGGCACCGCCUUGCAGAGGCUAACGAGCUAGCUUCCAGUUUGUGGUACCGUUUGGUUUGCUGACGGCAUUAAUUAGCUGUUUUUCAGUCAGUCCAACAGAGGAAAUGUUCCCUCAACUGCAUUUCUCAAGUUACCUGAACGCAGCACGUAUGAACUGUUGUGAUGCAUCAUGGGAGUGACUCAGACGAUCACACAUUCAGCCUCGCGCAGCUCCAAAUAAAGAGAGCCGAGUCACUUUGAGUUCAGAUAAAGUCUGUUCACACCAGAUCUCACGCAAACACACUCACACCUGUUCACUUUAUCAGCUCCACCUGCACAAUCUAAUCUAAUCUAAUCUAAUCCGGUCCAGCUGUUGUGCCAUAAAGUUUCCUCUCCUGCUGCCUGUAACGCUCAGGUUUUGUUUUCGUCACAGUAAUAGAGGUGUUCAUUCAGCGUCCAGUAGAAACUCUCCAUCAUGGACUCACUUCCUGCCAGCAGCUGGUUGCCAUGUUGGUUCUUAAUGUUCCUCCGGUCUGUAGCUGUUGUGGUUUGUAUCGUGUGGUUCUCUGUUCUCUGAGGCCGAGGAGAUCAACAGCUCCACGGAUGCAAAAAACCCAAAAGCUCAUUUGACUGGUCGGUCAAAAAAAAAAGAAUCUACCUGAUCUUUGGUCUGUUUCUUUUGUUUUCUUUGUUGGGUCGCUCUUUAUUUGUUGAAGACUUGCAGAGGAAACACGGCACGGCGGCUUCGUUUCCUCAACACUUUGUCCUGCCAAAUGUCUGACGCCUUUCUGAACCACCUGAAGCCCGGUCCUUUGAAGUUAGGGUUACCGCCACCCCAAAGCAUUCUGGGUUGCUCCCCUUCUUGUCGUGUUUAGUCACUCUUCACACUGACUUCACAAAUAUGCUACUGAUCAUCAAGUCUGCCUUUGACGGAUUUUAUUCCAAAACACAAAAUAUCCACAAUCCUUUUGAGGGGUAACAUUGCUCCUUGGUGAUUAAAUAUGCAGAUGAUUCUCCGUUCUCCUUUU